GAUGCAGUUGCAAUUGAGGGCUGAGUCUGGGAGGGUCUGGAUAUGAGGGAAUGAAGCCUCCGCCCUCUAGGGCAGAAACCCUUAAAUACAGGCUCGGGGCAGGCAUUCAGGGUGCGGCGCUAGGCAGCCUGAGGUGAGGAGCUUGCUUUGAGUAGAAAUCAGGCGGAGGAGGACGCGGGUGCAGAAGCUGCGGCAGCUUGACCCGGAGAGAAGUGCUGUCUUAGCGUCCGGGUAAGAAGCAGACGCCGCGCUUAGUGCUGGAAGAGGUCCAAUCAUGUUUGAAAUUAAGAAGAUCUGUUGCAUUGGUGCAGGCUAUGUUGGAGGACCCACAUGUAGUGUUAUUGCUCAUAUGUGUCCUGAAAUCAUGGUAACAGUUGUUGACGUCAAUGAAUCAAGAAUCAAUGCGUGGAACUCUCCUACACUUCCUAUUUAUGAGCCAGGACUAAAGGAAGUUGUAGAAUCCUGUCGAGGAAAGAAUCUCUUUUUUUCUACCAAUAUUGAUGAUGCCAUUAAAGAAGCUGACCUUGUAUUUAUUUCUGUGAACACUCCAACAAAAACCUAUGGAAUGGGGAAAGGCCGGGCAGCAGAUCUGAAGUACAUUGAAGCUUGUGCUAGACGCAUUGUACAAAACUCACAUGGGUACAAAAUUGUGACUGAGAAAAGCACAGUUCCUGUGCGGGCAGCAGAAAGUAUCCGUCGCAUAUUUGACGCAAACACAAAACCCAACUUGAACUUACAGGUGCUGUCCAACCCUGAGUUCUUGGCAGAGGGGACAGCCAUCAAGGACCUAAAGAACCCAGACAGAGUACUGAUUGGGGGAGAUGAAACCCCAGAGGGCCAGAGAGCUGUGCAGGCACUGUGUGCUGUGUAUGAGCACUGGGUUCCCAGAGAAAAGAUCCUCACCACUAAUACUUGGUCUUCAGAACUUUCCAAACUGGCGGCAAAUGCUUUUCUUGCCCAAAGAAUCAGCAGCAUUAACUCUAUAAGUGCACUAUGUGAAGCAACAGGAGCUGAUGUAGAAGAGGUAGCAACAGCCAUUGGAAUGGACCAGAGAAUUGGAAAUAAGUUUCUGAAAGCCAGUGUUGGUUUUGGUGGGAGCUGCUUUCAAAAAGAUGUUCUGAAUUUAGUUUAUCUCUGUGAGGCUCUGAAUUUGCCUGAAGUAGCUCGUUAUUGGCAGCAGGUCAUAGACAUGAAUGACUAUCAGAGAAGGAGGUUUGCUUCCCGGAUUAUAGACAGUCUGUUUAAUACAGUGACUGAUAAGAAGAUAGCUAUUUUGGGGUUUGCAUUCAAAAAGGACACUGGUGAUACAAGAGAAUCUUCGAGUAUAUAUAUUAGCAAAUAUUUGAUGGAUGAAGGUGCACACCUCCAUGUAUAUGAUCCAAAAGUACCAAGGGAACAAAUCGUUGUGGAUCUUUCUCAACCAGGUGUUUCAGAGGAUGACCAAGUGUCUCGACUUGUGACCAUUUCCAAGGAUCCAUAUGAAGCAUGUGACGGUGCCCAUGCAGUGGUUAUUUGCACUGAGUGGGACAUGUUUAAGGAAUUGGAUUAUGAACGCAUUCAUAAAAAAAUGCUGAAACCAGCUUUUAUCUUUGAUGGACGACGUGUCUUGGAUGGGCUCCACAAUGAACUACAAACUAUUGGCUUCCAGAUUGAAACAAUUGGCAAAAAGGUGUCUUCAAAGAGAAUUCCAUAUGCUCCUUCUGGUGAAAUUCCAAAAUUUAGUCUUCAGGAUCCACCUAACAAGAAACCCAAAGUAUAGACAUCGCUGUUUUUAUUUGUAUUUUCUUGGUACUUCAGGAUAACAAAUAUCUAUCUGAUAUUAAAUGGUAAACAAGCCAAGUGUUUUUAAGGAAACAAAAUUAUUUUUUUAAUAAUCAAAUUUAUACUAGCUAUAUGGGUGUUAGCAUAUCUAGUAAUUUUGAAUCUAGAAUUUUUUUACAUAUUUUUAUAAUAUUAUUACCUCAGUUAUUGGAUGGAAUAUAAUCAUGUUGGCUUUAAUGGUGUCAAUUUUGUGAAAUAAAAAUUAAACUUCAAACAAUCUUUUCUUUACAGAAUGUCCAUAAGCAGCACUUUAGUGUCACAUUGUAAAAGGAAAGGCAUGCUUCAUUUUUCUGGUCAUCAGUUUAAUAUGUUUUUUGAGGACAUGAAAUUGCUCUGCUAAAUCCUGUUAAUCUUUAUCAUGUUGACCUUUCAGAAAAUAUCAUGGAAACUUACAGAUUUCUGGUUUAAUUGGGUAAAGGUGUUUCCUAGGCCUCUUGUGAUCUCUGAGCUGAGAAGGAGCAUGCAAAGGACAGGAUGGGGCCUUUUUGUGCUUUAUUGAACAUUUUUCCUGUGCUUCCAUUUUAGAAAUAACCAUACAAGUAUAGUCUGGUUAGAGUUCCCUUGCUUCUUUUGUUUUAGUGAGCUGUGUCAUUGUUGCUUUUUUUAGCCCCCAAAAGAUCAUCAUUGUACAUUUCCAAUCAAUCCAAAUAUGAUUAAAAGGCAUUUUUUUUAAAGAGAAAAUCAGUAGUAUGAUCUAUUUUUCUCCCUUUUAUUUCUUGGUUUUCCUCAUGAUCAUUAAUUUUUAGUCCAAGAGCCAAAAAAAUUGUUGCCUUGCCUUUGCAUUUUUAUUUCUAUUGUUAAUUGUAAUUUUUCCCUUUUUUCUUCAGUAAGAACAAUAUGAUCUCAUUUACGACCUUAAAGAAGUAGAUUUUACAAAUUAUGUAUUUGUAGAGUCUGUUGUUGAUUUUUGUAUUUGCAAUUUUUUCUCUUCUGUUUACUUGGCUCUGCUGAGUGUGUACAAACUGAGUUAAACAAAAACAGUCCUCAUCCUUUAGGAAUUUCACAGUUCAAUAAGAAGAUAGAGACAUCUGUAUAGAUACCAAACAAAGAAAUAAAACAUACUUUGCAUCAACAA
Molecule: messenger RNA, 2896 nt
Organism: Choloepus didactylus (southern two-toed sloth)
Lineage: Eukaryota; Metazoa; Chordata; Mammalia; Pilosa; Megalonychidae
Gene: UGDH
Product: UDP-glucose 6-dehydrogenase
Exons: 12
Coding region: 275-1759 (494 amino acids)
Biological process (GO): glycosaminoglycan biosynthetic process
Cellular component (GO): nucleus; cytosol
Molecular function (GO): NAD binding; UDP-glucose 6-dehydrogenase activity
Source: RefSeq, a predicted model, not a curated record